Messenger RNA from Aspergillus ochraceoroseus IBT 24754, 2460 nucleotides. Its product is annotated as Zn(II)2Cys6 transcription factor. Gene Ontology annotation, cellular component: nucleus. NCBI's taxonomy places the organism in Eukaryota, Fungi, Ascomycota, Eurotiomycetes, Eurotiales, Aspergillaceae. Gene Ontology annotation, biological process: regulation of DNA-templated transcription; DNA-templated transcription. Gene Ontology annotation, molecular function: transcription cis-regulatory region binding; DNA-binding transcription factor activity, RNA polymerase II-specific; zinc ion binding. The transcript has 7 exons. The coding region runs from base 40 to 1971 and encodes 643 amino acids. The record is from RefSeq and is a predicted model, not a curated record.
GCUCAGCGCGUCGUUGCCGCCCUCCCCUACAUAUGUGCCAUGGCCAAUAUAGCACAUAAUCCUAACCUUUCAUCCGGGUCCCCGCGCUACCGCAGUAAACGGAUCGCAUGUCGGCAAUGUCGCCAAGCUAAGAUUCGAUGUGAAUUGUCGACGGGAGGGGCUAUUCCCUGCACCAGGUGUCGGCGAAUGGGGCAUGACUGUAAAGUAGACCAGGCAUUUCAACGCGUUAACCGGAGAGAAAGGCUUGAGGCGCUCGAAAAAGAAAUCCAGAGUCUUCGAUCUUCCGUUUCUACGCUUCCAGGAUCUACGGCUUCUGCGCUUCAAGGCGCUUCCGCCCCAGACGACUCGUUCAGCCCGCAUGUGUCUUCGGCUGUGGUGGAUGGCAGGCCAUCUGAAGCCAAUGAGGCCUUCUUGAUCCCAGGCUUACCCUCCGCAGCCCUGGAGAACACACAGAACACCCCAGUUCCUCCGUUGCUGCAUCCGCAGAAUUCAUUAGACAGCCACCUCACCGCGGCCUCGUCGACUGCUUCAAGGUCUCUCGAUGGCCUGCAUUUUCCUGGGUCUCGGAUCGAUAUGUUGUUCCAAAUAUUCUUCCAAUAUUACCAUCCUUACAUACCUCUGCUAGACCCUGGAGUUUCCCCAGAUUCAUACUAUGCAGGCUCUCCGUUGCUCUUCUGGACUGUCACACUCGUCUCGUCUCGUCGUUAUGCCGACGAACCGGGAUUGUUUGUGAAUCUUACGGCGCCGGUAAAGAAAAUGCUUUGGGAUACUAUCUCCAACCCUCCGCAGACGUGGCACGCCGUUCAGUCUAUUCUUCUCGUCUGUCUGUGGCCCUUUCCAACGUCAUCACUGUCCUCCGAUAUUACCUCUAUCCUUCUCUCUGCGGCUCAAACCAUUGCAGUACGACUGGGUCUCCACCGUCCCGAGGCUAUCCAGGAAUUCUCGCGAACCAAAAAACGGUUAAGCCCUACUGAAAUCGCUGAAGCAGCACGGAUAUGGGCGACCUGCUAUAUUGCUUCCCAGACUGUUUUGACUACAGAGGGUCAACUUUGGAUAUCAUCCGAUUGGAUGAUUGACCGUCUGUGUAAUCGAGAUGAUACUACUACUAUCAUUCCUUUGGCCCUGAAACAUCAACUCAUAAUUGCGCGCUUCUCUACCCGCGUAUACAAUUUCAUGUCCGGUCAUCCCCACGCUUCCACUGGCCUUCCUCAUCCGGCGGAGGGAAUGUCCCUUUUGGCCCUGCUAGAGAGUGAAUACAUUGAUCUGUGUUCUUCGUUGUCCGAACAGCUUUCGGAGUACAAUAAGGUUUUACUCCACGGAGCUGGCCUCCAGCUGUAUGUUUUCUAUCUGCUUAAUAGUAGCGGGUCGGAUGCACGGAAACAAGGUCUCCUUCGUGCCUUCCACACGGCCUGUGAAGUGAUCUUAAAACUCAAUCACUGGGAGGUUUCGUCCGAAGCGAUGAAGUAUGGCCCAGUAUCCUACUUCCGCAUCAUCUCGCUUGCGGCUAUGUUCAUUAUGAAGCUCAGCUAUUCAAACCUCGGUGCCUUCGUGAAUAUCGAGAGCGGGAAAUGUGCCUUCAAUGCCGCCAUCUCCCUUACCCGCCGUAUAUCGAUUGAAGACAACGAUCUGCCAGGAAGGAUGACAAAGAUCCUUACACAGCUCUGGAGUGCCCAGGCCAGAAUCAGUCAAUGCGAUAAAGAUCCCGGGCUUAUACUCAAAAAUCGCCUAUCGGCAAGUUUGGUCAACGACUCACUAUGGGCCUGGAGAGAGGAAUUUGGCGGACAGCGAGGUGGACCAAGUACACCCCCUUCUCGAACGAAGCCGUCCAACUCCUCUACCCAGGAAAGCAUGCUGGACGCUUCCCAAGACAACACCGACUGCGAUGUACUAACGCUGGCAGAUGUCGUUGAUGCGGAAAUGCUGGCAUUGCUUCCGUUUAGUCUAGAUUGCGAUGGGUUUCCGGUAUCUUAGGAGCAGACUCGAUCGUCUUUGGUCACUUGCCGUGGAUUUUUUUUUUCUACUCUAUGGGCGAUUUUUCGAGGCAUAGGCCAAUGCAUAGGGUGUAAUUAUAAGAGCUAAUACGAGGCCCUUAUGAGAAGACACAUACUACCACUGCAAAUUCGCAUGCGGUUGAGCAGUUUCCCCAUCACCUGUCAUAAACAUGUCCUUUGCACUCCCGAGAUUUUUCGGUGUUGUCAUUUUCUCAAACAGUCGGUUUCCAAAUUUCUGGAAUGCAGAAGCUAUUCCGCCGUACUGGAAAAGCUCCCUCUCCAUCUGGCUCAGUUGGAAUUCGAAUUUCCUUCCACCACCCACGUCAAUUGUCUUGCAAGUCAAGUCAAUAGAUACCUCAGCCCCGUCUUUAGCUUCAUCAUAAAAUGCUUUAUCCUGUAUAGUGAUGCCGAGGAGACCGAGGUUUGGCAUGUUACGUUGGAAUAUGAAAGCAAAUGAUUUGGCAAUGAC